AUGAAAAAAUCUUCAGUUGAAACUAUUACAACAAAGAAAAUCGUUGAAAAUAAUCAAGAACAAGAAAAAGAAGAAGGAGUAGAAAAAACGAAUGAACAAUUUCGUUCGUUUUCUUUAUUAGAAGAAGAAAAGAAAGAUUCAAAUCAAAUAAUUAAUAAAAGUACAAAAUUGUCAAAGAAAAUUACUGAUCAAGACUUAAUUUUAAAAGAAAAUGAAGAAAGAAAAAUUGAAUCACCUGUAGUAGAUACUGCUAAUCUUUGUCGAUAUUGUCAUAAAGAUAUUCCACCACAGAAUCGUCAAUUACAUGAAAUAUAUUGUCAACGUGUCAAUCCAUUAUCUUCAGUAGCUAUUUCAACUAAUGAAACCUCUGGAACCGAAUCUUCAAAAUUAAAUAUUGCUCCAGAACGUUCUAAAACGGUUAAGAAAAAAGAAAAUAAAUUAGCAUCAAUGAAUGCUGAAGUGCCUAUUGAUGAUUUAUUGGAAGCAGCUCGUCAACAAGAUAAUAUUUGCAAUGCACAUCGAUGUAAAGUAAAAAUAACUUUAUUAGGACAACUUUGUUCAUAUUGUAAUCGUCGUUAUUGUUUUGAACAUUCAAUGCCUGAAGUACAUGGUUGUGGUCAUCAAGCACGUACAGAUAUUAGACAAACACAUAUUUCAACACAUGCAAAUACCAAACCUGUUUAUGAAAAUUCACCAAUAAACAAAGAAAAGAGACCAUAUUUAGAAAGAAAACUGCAAGAUAAAAUUGCAUCAAAAGAAAAUCAAAGAAAGAAAAAAUAA
Rotaria sordida is the source of this 780-nucleotide messenger RNA. The record is from the annotation of a GenBank genome assembly. NCBI's taxonomy places the organism in Eukaryota, Metazoa, Rotifera, Eurotatoria, Philodinida, Philodinidae.